AAAAAGAAUAAACAUAAAAGCGCUGCUCCUACUCCUACUUUCUCCUUCAUCCAAUAUUGUAACGUUAACCUCUCUCUCUCUCUCUCUCUGAAAUUGGUGAGAGACUUGCAAUGGAACCCAAUCUCUCUGCAAUGGCUGCUAAUCCCUCCGAUGAGGGAAAACCUUACAUUCACGGAAUUUCUGAUGGAAUACCUGCUAGCUGUCCAAGUGUUAAGUUACUAAAGUCAGCGUUUGAUGAGGUCGACCAGCAUUGCUCUCUAGAUAUUUUGCCAAUUCUUUUUGAGGAGGCUCAGCUUCCAGCAAAGUUAAAAUAUCCCUUUCACAGAUCACAUGCCCCAGAUGUAUUUAACAUGUCAAUGCUGCCCAAGGAAGACAAUAGGCCACAAUGGGGUUCCCUAUUGGCCUUGUUGAGCUUCCUAAAAGUUUCUAAUCCAUUUAAAAGUCAGAUGUGCAUGGAUGCACAAUUGACUUGUCAGAACUGCGAUGAAUUACAACAAAACAAUGGAGAUGCUCAUCCCCCAUUCAUCAUGGAGAUAGCUAUUGAGAAGGAAUAUAAUCAAGCACCAGAAUCUGAAGAGGAAGCUGUCGAAAGUUUGAAAAGUGGUGGAGAACUUAGGGUGUUGCAGAGACAGAUGAGCCCAAAAGUAGGUGGGAAACUCAUGCAACUACUAUUCGACCAUGGCACUUCCAAAGCAAAUUAUGGCAAAAAGAAUGAGAUAUUCUACUGGCGGGCAAGCUAUAACAGAGGUUUGACAAUUUUUGCUACUUGAACCUAAUGGCUCAAAAACUCAUCAUAACAUCCAUGUUUUGUACCAAGUUUGCAGACCGGCCUCUCUGUAGGUUCCAAAGAUAUUGUGUACUUCUGUUAUCCCAGUUGAAGUUGGUAGGAAUCAGGAACAAGCUCAAUCCUGAGUGACUUUAAGUUGUACUCAUUCUCCAUGAUAAAAGCAUGCAUUGAUCUUUAGAAAUGUUUGAUCUGAAAUUAAAAGAUAAAAAUAUCAGCAGCAUUGUAAAUCAUUCAAAUCAUGUGACACGAUUCUUGCUACCUGAAGUUUAAACCUUUGUUUCAGGGUUUCCUGUGCAAGAUUUAUACUGCAUGUCAUAUUAUUUUCUCGGUUUCUCUAGCACUACUUGGAAGCAUCUGUUAUAUCGAACUAAGAGCUGCAUAAUGCAUAUGUUUGAUUUGUCCUAUUUAUCAUUCACUAAUAUCAUUAAACUUGUCUACAG
Messenger RNA from Rosa chinensis, 1227 nucleotides. RefSeq lists its product as uncharacterized. NCBI's taxonomy places the organism in Eukaryota, Viridiplantae, Streptophyta, Magnoliopsida, Rosales, Rosaceae. The transcript is spliced from 6 exons. The coding region runs from base 111 to 770 and encodes 219 amino acids. The record is from RefSeq and is a predicted model, not a curated record.